AUGUCAGCAGGGAAUCACAGCUUUGUGACAGAGUUUGUCAUCGUUGGGUUCCCUGGACUUCAGCCAGAGUUCUACGGCCUUGUCUCAACUGUAUUAUUCUUGGUUUAUUGUUGCAUUUUAAUAGGAAAUGUUGUUGUUCUUAUCUUGUUUGCAACUCAUAACGUUCUCCAUAAACCCAUGUAUUUUAUCAUUUUGAAUCUGGUUGUGUCUGACAUACUAUUCAGCACCACCACUUUACCAAAGAUUAUUGCCAGGUAUUGGUUUCAGGCGGGAGCAAUUUCUUUCUUUGGUUGUUUUUUUCAAAUGUACUUAGUGCACUAUUUUGGAUCCGUAACUAGCUUUCUCCUAUUGAUAAUGGCUUUAGACCGAUAUGUGUCAAUCUGUUACCCACUCAGAUACCCAAUGGUUAUCAACAACUCCACCAUUCAUAUAUUCAAUGCCACUGCAUGGGUGCUUGCACACCCUCCCUCUCUUGCUAUGGUAACCAGGGCCUAUCAUCUUCCUUACUGUGACUCAAACACAAUCAUGCAGUGCUACUGUGAUCAUGUUUCCAUAACAACGCUUGCAUGCACUGACAGGGCCCCUUAUGGUUUAUCUGCUUUUGUUGUAGCAAUGGUGGUAUUACUGGGACCCCUUGCUUUUAUUAUAUUCUCAUAUUGCUCUAUUAUUAUGGCAGUUCUUAAGAUUACGAGCACCCAAGGCCGCCUCAAAACCCUUUCUACCUGCAGUGGUCAGCUGAUCAUCAUUGCCCUGUAUUAUCUCCCCAGAUGUUUUAUUUAUCUGUCUAGCAAUAUCGGCAUUAGAUUCAGCACUGAUUUACGUAUUGUUAUUAUCAUGUUGUAUAGCCUGCUCCCUCCUAUGAUCAAUCCACUGAUAUACUGUCUAAGAACUGAGGAAAUAAAACAGAUCUUGGUCAAGCGAUUUAGAAAAACACAAGUGCGCGUUCAAUAA
This is a messenger RNA of Coregonus clupeaformis (lake whitefish), 951 nucleotides long. Its product is annotated as olfactory receptor 2AT4-like. Lineage: Eukaryota; Metazoa; Chordata; Actinopteri; Salmoniformes; Salmonidae. Gene Ontology annotation, biological process: G protein-coupled receptor signaling pathway. The transcript has a single exon. Gene Ontology annotation, molecular function: G protein-coupled receptor activity; olfactory receptor activity. The coding region runs from base 1 to 951 and encodes 316 amino acids. Gene Ontology annotation, cellular component: membrane. The record is from RefSeq and is a predicted model, not a curated record.